AUGAAGCAUAUGGUUCACCCCCUAACGAGAGGUCCCCCCGAUACCGUGCACGGGAUGACGACACGUAUGAUCGAACCGAUUCCUACAGACGAAGAUCUCCAGGUAAGCGAAUCUGUACUUUCGCCGAGUCCACCUCCGUUGACUUUUCCAGUGAACGACAGACGUCGCCCACCUCCGCGGACUCGAUCGCGCUCCCCUGCCGCCAUCGAUCGUUAUCAACCGGAAAGAGAUCGUCCGGCUCGAGAUGACUUUUACGAGCCACAGAGAGCUGCGACACGUGAGCGAGAUGAUCGCCGGAGAGCUCCAUCGCCCACUGCGGCCAACAUCGAUCGAUAUGUUCCGGGUCAAGAACCUAACAAACAGGUCGUCCGCGUGAAUCCUUUGGCCAAUCCUCUAUCGUUGGAGACGCAAGCCGGCUUCAGCUACUUCGCUGAUUGGUGGCGUUGUGAACAGCAAAUCAAAGAAGAGAAGGAGAGAGUUAAGCAUGGAGGCCGCAGACCGUCGGAUCGCGUCAAAGGUGAAAGAGAGGCCAAAGAAGAUCGUGAGAAAGAAAGAUCCCAAAUCCAACAAGGCUACGACCAAUACAAGCAAGAUUUCCAAGUCAGAAUGGCCCGACAAUUCGUCCAGCUCCACCGAGGGGAAGAAUGGUUCAAAGAGCGAUAUGUACCCGAAAUUCGAGAUCCCAUUCGAAAACGAAUCAUGGAAUCUCGGGAGGGUGCCUACGAACAAUGGGUCAAGGAUAUCGAGAGUGGCGUCUUUGACGACUUCACACUCGAAGGCAUCUACAAGAAUGACAGCGAUGGAGCCGGUGGCAUGAUUGAGAAGGAAGAAGGUGAAGCCGUCGGUGGUAACGAAGUUCUCGGCGUUCUUGAUCUGGUUCCCGCCAAGGGAGGUGAGCUUCGAGAUGAAUCUGUCCAUCAGCCUGCUUUACUCAUCAAGACACUGGCACCAAAUGUUGGAAGAGAUCGGAUCGAAGAGUUCUGCAAAGAACACCUGGGCGAAGGGGAGGGUGGCUUUCGAGGCUUGUCAUUGAGUGACCCUAAUCCGGCCAAGAAAUUCCAUCGAAUCGGAUGGAUUAUGCUCAAUCCUGGUCUGGAGGAGGACGCUGACGCCAUGCAAGAAGUUGAACGUGGUGACGGCCGUGAGGAUGACGAAGAAGGAGAAGAGAAGCCGGAGAUCGAGAAGGUCACAAUUGCUCAGAAGGCUCUGGAGUUGGUGAAUGGGAAAACCAUCACCGACACCGUCAGGGGCGAUUUUACGUGCCACGUUGGCGUUCAUAACGUCCCGAGUGCUCCACGAAAGAAGGCUCUGUGGGAUCUAUUCUCUGCGUCGGAACGUGUGGAGAGAGAUUAUCAGCUUGCCCGCAGAUUGGUCGCCAAGUUAGACAACGACCUGGGUAAAGAUGAAAUCACUUCAGGUCUUGCCAAAAUCGACCAUCGAGUAGAACAGAUGAGGAGCCAGGGACUCUUGCAGCCACCUCCUAAACCGAAGAAACCCAGUUUUGAGGACAACGAUGACGAAAUCAAGUUCGACGAAGAGGGAGAAGAAGGCGAAGAGAACGAUGACGAGCAAGAUGACGACGAGUUGUUGUUUACCAAGAAGAAGCUCGACCUCAUGGUGGAAUACCUUCGCCGAGUCUUUAACUUUUGUCUGUUCUGUGUCUUUGAGUCGGACUCAGUCCAUGAAUUGGUACGAAAAUGCCCAGGCGGUCAUCUACGAAGGCCUCGAGCAGGACUCAGCACCAUGGCAAAGGCUGCUGCUCGAGCGAGCGCAUUCGGAGAGCCUUUCCCCGGGAAGAAAAGGGACGGAAAAGAGAAUGGCUACGACGAGGAUUCAAGUCCUGUCCAGGAACAGCGCUCUCAGAAAUUCAACAAGACCGACCAACAACUUCUUAGAGCCUUCAAUUGGGUCAAGACGUUCGAGGAAAAGAUUCUCCAAAUCCUGGAACCUGAGGAUGUCGAUUUGAAGAAAAUCGGCGGUAAACCUGUGGAAGAAGCAAUCGACGAGGAAUUGGCAAAAUUUGUCAAGCAAGAAGACGAAGCCAAGUACCGAUGCAAAGUCCCUGAGUGUGCGAAAUUGUUCAAGGCAGAACACUUCUGGAAGAAACACGUUGAGAAGAGACACGAUGAAUGGUUUGCAGGGUUGAAGAACGAUCUUCAACUUGUCAACCGAUAUGUGCUUGACCCUUCACAUAUCGCGCCUUCACGAUCAGAUGCCAAUUCCAAUGGACAUUUCCCUCUUCCGAGCAACCAUCAUCUCAAUAAUGGUACACCUCGUGGCUUCAGUCUUCAAAAUAUGGGUAUGAACAUGAUGAAUUUUGGUCAGAACUCGAUGAUGGGAAUGCCAAACGUCCCCACUCCUUUCCUUCCUGGCGUUGGCUUCAACGAUGGUAUGAAUGGUGGAUCACACACUGGCGGGCCCAUCCGACGUGGCGGAGGCCGAUAUGGCAAUAGAUCAGGUCCAUAUGAUCGAAACCAACGUGGCAGCCAACGUGGAUACAACAACAUGGGCGGGAUGCAGCGAGGCAAUUUUGUUCCAGGCAUGAACCCCGGCUUCAUUGCUCAAGGUGGAGGUGGAGGUGGCGGUAAAUGGGGAGAUGGCAGCGGUGGAAUAAACGCUGUAGGACCUAGAGAAGCGGUCCAGGGGCGCAGUAUCAAAUCAUACGAAGACCUCGAUGCUCAACCGAACGGUGGAUCAGGUGGAGGUGCUCAAGCCGCCGCUCAAGCGGGAGCAGGUGCCGAGCUGGACUAUUAG
Exophiala aquamarina CBS 119918 is the source of this 2754-nucleotide messenger RNA. RefSeq lists its product as uncharacterized. The transcript is spliced from 2 exons. Gene Ontology annotation, biological process: mRNA processing; primary miRNA processing. Gene Ontology annotation, cellular component: nuclear body. The record is from RefSeq and is a predicted model, not a curated record. The coding region runs from base 1 to 2754 and encodes 917 amino acids. Lineage: Eukaryota; Fungi; Ascomycota; Eurotiomycetes; Chaetothyriales; Herpotrichiellaceae.